UUCUCUUUUCCCUUUCAAAAUCUUUUUAACUUAUGGCAAGAGAAGUAACAUAAUAAUUACUUUUAUCAUGCAAUUGAUAAAUUAUAUUUUAAAUUUGUUUUUCAAAUAAUUUUAUUUUAAUAGGUUCAAAAUUUUUAAUUAAAUAAAAAAUUUAUUUUAACAAAAAUUAAACUUGGUUAAAAAGGUUUACAUCUCAUUUGGAAAUUAUAAUUAAAGAAAUUCGUAAACCACACGCUACGAAUUUAUUGUAGCAUAUUUUGUCCCUACUGCUUGGUGUAAUACAAUAUGAAAUUAUUAAGAAAGAAAAUGUCAAAUGACCAAAGUCAAAAUGCUUGUUUGAAAAUGUUUUAUUUUUAAACGAAAAAAACUGUUUUUUUUACCUAAAAACAUAAGAAAUGCAUUGAGAACUUUUAAAUGUACAGGUGCAUACUAAUAAGGCAAAUUUGAGUGGGAAACAAAAUUUUAUUACUGAAAAUAUUUAAAAGUUAUUUCCAAAAUAUAUUUUGAAAAUGUUUGGCAACAGGCCAAAGCAUCUGUCACCUGUGAGAGUGAGACAGUGACAUCUGAUGGUUGUCAAAAAUACAACCACAAAGAAGUGGUGGUAAUGGGCUUUGUCAGCUCCGUUUCUCAUUGAGGCUUUGACUGUGGGCUCUGCGUUACGUCGAUAACAACUACACGAGAAAAAAACAGAGGGUUAUGAAAUCUGGCCUUCGGUUACUUCGUCUUCACCUUAUCCAAACCUAAGUUUUUGUGGAUUCGGAUAAUGUUUCUGGAGAUUUCUUUAAUAUUGAGAAUGUCAAAAAAAUAAUAAAAAUAUCGCACAAGGGUAUUUUGGUAACUCCGCCAGCCAAGCCACAACGACCAAAAAGGGAGCAGGACUCAACUCUGGUUAACCUACCAAAAUUAUCGCUUUAUAUCGACAGAAACAGAAGGGAACUCGCCUAAAGAGAAGAAAAAGAGAUCGAACUCGCUAGGGUUUGAAUCACGAUGGCAUCUUUCGUGGCUUUAUGCGCGCCAUCGCAUGGAUCACAGGGCUCCAUCCUGUCUUCGUCCUUCUCGAUAAGAUCCGGUGCCUUGUGCGACGUAUCUCGCCCCCUGCGAAGUCCAAAGAAGGUGAAUUUAUGCGUGAAAGCGAUGGGGGUGGUGAAGUUCAAAGGGACGCAGAUGAGAGAGAAGCAGCUGACGGAGUUGAUCGAGAAGAAGGUACUGGAAGCGAAGCAGGUGUGUGAGGGAGACGAGACCUCCGACGAGUGUAAGGUGGCUUGGGACGAAGUGGAAGAGGUCAGCCAGGCCAAGGCGGAUCUCCGGCGGAAGAUGGAGAAAGAAGAUCCCUUGGAGUCGUAUUGCCAGGAGAAUCCGGAGAAUGAGGAGUGUCGAAUCUACGAAGAUUAAGCUUCGAACCUAGGGUUUACUACUGGAUUUGGAAUGGACUGUGUGUGUUUAUUGUAUCAUUGCAUGUAAAAUUAUCAUGAUGAUAUUCCUGUAAUAUGAUCAUCGCAACUCUAUGCUAAUUGCUGUGAAAAUGAUUUUUCAGGUAGCUCAA
Vitis vinifera (wine grape) is the source of this 1543-nucleotide messenger RNA. RefSeq names its product calvin cycle protein CP12-3, chloroplastic. The transcript has a single exon. The record is from RefSeq and is a predicted model, not a curated record. Lineage: Eukaryota; Viridiplantae; Streptophyta; Magnoliopsida; Vitales; Vitaceae. Gene Ontology annotation, cellular component: chloroplast. Gene Ontology annotation, biological process: negative regulation of reductive pentose-phosphate cycle. The coding region runs from base 988 to 1392 and encodes 134 amino acids.